GACACUCACGGCUUGUCUUCGCGUCUCUUGCGGGUUUUCCUUAGGGUUUUUGCAAGACCAAAAGACACACAAAUGAUGAGCCUUUCAUUCUGUCUCUGAAAUGUAAAAUGCAGCACCUGCUCCAACCUCAAAAACGCCUCAGCGAAGUCCGCGACGGGAGGAUGUUACGGAUGUCUCACCUGAAAUCGAUUCUCUGGAACAUUUUUGUCUGACCGCUUAUCACGACGCGUCGUUCUGAAUGAAAACUUUUUUAUUUAUUUAUUUAUUUAUUGAAUCGGAUUAACCGCGAAACUCCGUUGCGAUGUCUUUAACAACAUCAGCGUGGAUCGGCGCGGAAUUACGCAUUUUAGUCGAAUAUCGCUGCACUUUAUCGUCGCGUCUCGCCAAAAAAUUGUGUCCGAUUUAAAAGCAAAUCAUUCUAGAAGGUACUGUACUUUUCCCCUCUUAUUUCUGUAAAACAACUAAAAGAAUGUGGAUUAUCUGAGCAACAAGCGUCGCUGUACGAUGCGCGCAUUCCCAAGGAAAAACGCAUCAUUCAAUUGCGCGGUCUUUUUUUUAACUUAUUUUUUUAUUUUUGGGGAGAAACCCCCAACAUAUUCUUACAUCAUCCCUACUUUGAUUGGGUCUAUGGCCAUUGUUGAGAACAAACCUCUCUUUGUUUACCUAUAAAUACUCUGAAAAGUGCCUCCCCCCCUCCCCUGUUUCCUAAACCGAAAAGGAGACCAUGGCUUGCUUUCCAUGGCGAGUAUUUUGGAUAAUUCAAGCGCUUGUGGAUGUGACACUUUCGCAGGAAAUUUACGCACCUCAUUCCAUCAGAAUCGAGGGGGACCUGACCCUCGGUGGCCUUUUCCCCGUCCAUGCCCGUGGGGUCUCCGGGGAACCGUGUGGAGAUAUCAAGAGGGAAAACGGUAUUCACAGGUUGGAGGCGAUGCUGUACGCCUUGGACCAAAUCAACAGUGACGACGAGCUUUUGCCCAACAUCACUCUAGGCGCUCGGGUUCUCGAUACAUGUUCCCGAGAUACGUAUGCUUUGGAACAGUCGCUUACUUUUGUGCAAGCUCUCAUACAGAAAGACACAUCGGAUGUAAGGUGUACAAACGGAGAGCCCCCGGUGUUUGUCAAACCCGAGAAGGUGGUCGGAGUCAUUGGGGCAUCGGCGAGUUCAGUGUCCAUUAUGGUUGCAAAUAUUCUGCGACUGUUUCAGAUUCCGCAGAUCAGCUAUGCUUCCACUGCCCCAGAACUGAGUGACGACCGUCGGUACGAUUUCUUCUCUCGUGUGGUUCCACCCGACUCCUUCCAGGCACAGGCCAUGGUGGACAUUGUGAAAGCAAUGGGAUGGAACUACGUAUCUACAGUGGCAUCAGAGGGAAGCUAUGGCGAGAAAGGUGUUGAGGCCUUCAUGCAGAUUUCAAGAGAAGCUGGUGGAAUCUGCAUCGCUCAGUCCCUGAAGAUCCCACAUGACCACAAGCUGGCCGAUUUUGACAAGAUUAUCCGACAACUGCUCGAAACACGUCACGCCCGGGCGGUCAUUAUUUUUGCUUACGAUGAGGAUAUUCGGGGGAUUCUUAAUGCCAGUAAAAGAGCGGAUCAAGUGGGCCAUUUCCUGUGGAUAGGGUCAGAUAGCUGGGGAGCCAAGAACAGCCCUAUUCAAGGCCUGGAGGAUGCCGCCAUUGGUGCUGUCACCAUCCUGCCAAAAAGAGCAACUAUUGCUGGGUUUGACAUCUACUUUAAGUCACGUACACUGGAGAACAACAGGAGAAACGUCUGGUUUGCUGAGUUCUGGGAGGAGAACUUCAACUGCAAGCUCUUGAGCUCUUCCAAGAGAGAAGACACUAGCAGAAAGUGCACAGGGCAAGAACGAAUAGGUACAGACUCCAAAUACGAGCAGGAAGGGAAGGUUCAGUUUGUGAUCGAUGCGGUGUACGCCAUGGCCCAUGCCCUGCACAACAUGCAGAAGGACCUGUGUCCCGACCAGUCAAGCGUGUGUCCUGAGAUGGAGUUGGCUGGUGGCAAGAAGCUCUUAAAGUACAUUCGCUCAGUCAGCUUCAACGGGAGUGCUGAAACAUCUGUCACUUUUAAUCGGAAUGGUGAUGCCCCAGGACGAUAUGAUCUUUUCCAGUACCAGAUGAGCAUCAAUAGUACUCCAGGAUAUAAAGUUAUUGGACAGUGGACAGAAACUCUCCAACUUAAUACUGAAGACAUGCAGUGGCCUAGUGGUGAAAUGGAAAUACCCAGCUCAGUUUGCAGCCUACCCUGUAAGACGGGCCAACGCAAGAAGAUGGUGAAAGGCAUGCCUUGCUGCUGGCACUGCGAACCCUGUGACGGCUACCAGUACCAGUACGACGAGACUUCCUGCAAACUGUGUUCCUACAACAUGCGUCCAAACCCCAACCGAACGUCCUGCCAACCCAUUCCGAUUGUCAAAUUAGAGUGGCAUUCUACCUGGGCCGUCAUUUCGGUCUUCCUAGCCAUGCUCGGAAUCAUCGCCACCAUCUUUGUCAUGGCAACAUUCAUACGUUACAAUGAUACCCCAAUUGUCCGAGCAUCUGGCAGGGAGCUUAGCUACGUUCUUCUAACUGGGAUAUUUCUUUGUUACAUCAUCACUUUUGUAAUGAUCGCCACACCUGAUGUCGCAGUUUGCUCCUUUAGACGGAUCUUUCUAGGAUUGGGAAUGUGUAUUAGCUACGCCGCCCUUUUAACCAAGACGAAUCGUAUUUACCGGAUCUUCGAGGAAGGCAAGAAGUCCGUUAGUCCACCUAAACUGAUAAGCCCGAUGUCUCAGUUAGCCAUAACGUCAAGCCUCAUCUCCUUCCAGCUCUUAGGGGUUCUCAUAUGGUUCGGGAUAGAUCCUCCGAACACCAUAAUCGAUUACGAUGAGCAGAAGACCAUUAACCCAGACAAGGCUCGAGGGGUUCUCAAGUGUGACAUUACGGACCUACAAAUCAUUUGCUCUCUAGGAUACAGCAUUUUACUGAUGGUUACAUGUACAGUUUAUGCCAUCAAGACUCGAGGAGUUCCGGAAAACUUCAACGAAGCCAAACCUAUCGGCUUCACCAUGUACACCACGUGCAUUGUGUGGCUAGCCUUUAUCCCUAUUUUCUUUGGGACGGCACAGUCAGCUGAAAAGCUCUACAUCCAAACCACCACGUUGACCAUCUCCAUGAACCUGAGUGCAUCCGUGGCUUUAGGAAUGCUCUACAUGCCCAAGGUCUAUGUCAUUAUAUUCCACCCAGAGCUCAACGUGCAGAAACGAAAGCGAAGCUUCAAAGCCGUGGCUACAGCAGCUACAAUGUCCUCACGGCUAUCGCACAAACCCAGUGACCGACCCAACGGUGAGGCCAAGACCGAACUGUGCGAAAAUGUAGAUCCCAACAGUCCAGCCGCUAAGAAGAAAUACGUGAGCUACAAUGACCUUGUGAUCUGAGGACCUCCAUCAGACGAGGAAGUUGAUCGAUGACAGUUCUUGGUUUCUCUCGGAUCUUUGGCACAAAGCAAAGCAGAACAAAUGCUUUUUUGUGUCCCACCGUUUCAUUUCCUCUUUUGUCUGAGGGCCCGGACAGAGAUUGGGCCCCAAGCUAAACCACCGGCAGAGGAUAUCAGUUGGUUUUCAACACCUUUAACACCUGGAAAUAUGAAGAAAAAAAAAAAAAAAAAAGAAAAACCACCCAUAAAAAACUGAAACUGAAAAUGAAAUCAAAAAAGAAAAAGAACAGUAACAUGGAUGAUAAAACUGGAGAAAAUACAUUUUAGUUGUUUUAUUAUUAUUAUUAUUUUUUUGGAGGGAGAAAUCUUAACUGAUGAUAGGGCAAAACGUUGGCACAACACGACUGAUUUUCCGUCAGUCACUGAAUAAGGCUUGGCGUUACAGACCUUUGAUAAGGCUUCUUCUUUCUUUUUCUUUUAAAUGAUCUGUCACAGAUUUCAGAUUGUCCCGAUGAUGGAAUGACAUGGCUUCAGAAUGCCGGCCCAUGGCGGCUCCUCGACUUUACAUGUACAUCCAAACUGCAAGUUUUUGGUAUCACCAUGCAAAUUUGUGUGAUUCUCUCAGCAUUUCUGUUACCUUUGACAUUUUUCUUGUUUUUUUUUUUUCUUUGUUUUCCUUUUAAAUGUCCUUUCUUUAUUCUUGCCUUUUUGAAUGCACAUUGUGUUAAAGCCAUAUUCUUCUCUCUGAGAACUCAUUCCUGGAAUACUCUUUGUUGUCCAACCUUUAUUUUGAGGGAAUUCUCAACCUUUUGAUAAUAAAUGUGACGGUAUGCCUCAUUUUUAUACAUCUUCACCAUGUUUGUAAGGGUUUGUAGACCAUCGACUGUGUUCUUAGUGAUUUCGAGAGAUGUUGCAUUGGUUUUUCAGUAUCUAAACCCCAGUGACUGAUGGUGUUUCAGAAAUCUUUUUUAAAGAAAGUGUUCACGUAGCAGUUGUCAAUGCAUGCUUGAUAUGUUUGAUGUUGAAGUAAAAGAAUAUUUCACCGCAAUUCUCUCACGCUGGCCUGUUUACAGAUAAUUUUUUAACUUUUAUUGAUUUAUCUUUUUCUUAAGUAGUAUCUCAUUAAUUUCAAAGAUAUUCACUCACUCAAGGUAGAAUAUGGCUUUAAUUUGUCUUGGAAUUUUUAACUGCCCCGGAUCUUAUGGAGAAAUUGUGCAAAAGAUAUGAAUAUAUAUUUAAAAAUAUAUAUAUAAGAAAAAAAAAAAAGCAUGUAUGUUUUAUACUGUUUGUACUAAGUAUAUUCAUGUUGCCCUUGCUGCUUAUGUGCUGAUAUUGUGGAAGACUUUUAUGUUUGGCCACUCAUGCAACUAUACUGUGGUGUUGUCCAAGAAUGUACCAACAUUAAAUAAAACCAUUUGGUUAUUUUUUAUUA
Messenger RNA from Xyrauchen texanus (razorback sucker), 4855 nucleotides. Its product is annotated as metabotropic glutamate receptor 7-like. Bases 725 to 3424 code for a protein of 899 amino acids. Gene Ontology annotation, biological process: G protein-coupled glutamate receptor signaling pathway; regulation of synaptic transmission, glutamatergic. Gene Ontology annotation, cellular component: membrane. The record is from RefSeq and is a predicted model, not a curated record. The transcript has 10 exons. Lineage: Eukaryota; Metazoa; Chordata; Actinopteri; Cypriniformes; Catostomidae. Gene Ontology annotation, molecular function: group III metabotropic glutamate receptor activity.